AUGUCUGGAGAUCAAGGAGGAGAUGGUAAUUCCUCCCCUGCGUUUCAACCAGAAACGUCUCUACGAUUACCGUCAAAUCUAAGCAAUGAAAAUAUGCCGUUUGGAACCGUCCGCCAGUCAAGAGUUACGGGACAGCAACGAAGAACCUAUGGUACUUUGGAACCCUCAGAAAGGGAGGAACCUGAUUCACGCCCGGACGAAAGUCGACCGGAGAGCUCGAGCCGCAUGCCUCCGUCUCAAUCGCCAUCAACGGUAACCCAAUCCGAUAAACCAAGGAAACCAUCCGUCACACGUCGCAUGUCUUCUAAGCGGACGAUACCCCAUAAGGGUCAAGAGUUCUCUACUGAUGACGAUGUCCAAGAAGUUGAGGAAGACAUCGCUAAGCAACAGGCUACGAAUCCUCAGAAUUCACCAAGGAUGCGCCCCUUGCGAAAGCAAAGCUCGAGCCUCAGGCGAAGAAUCAAUGCUCGCAUCAGUCCCCUGACACGAACAGAUCCUGAGGAUAAUGAAAAUGAAACCACCGUUCUACCAGCAUCUAGCUUGGAAGGAGCCGGAAAUGGCACCUCUUCGCAGCACUCUGAGGGCGGAAGCCAAAAUAGUAACGAUAAUAACGAGGAGGACGUCAGCGAUGCGGAAAGCUUUACAUUGAAGGAUCGGCAGCAGGCUAUUAAUGAAACGCACCCUUUUGGAAUAAGGCUAUGGAAACCUGCCCUAUACAAAAAGAGUCGUUCAGUAGAGAAGACCGCUGAAGGUGAUAUACAUUCGUCACCUGGUGGUCGAGUGGGGACCAUGCUGUUCCUAACAAACUUAUUGUGGACGGCAUUCUUCGGGUGGUGGCUUGCUUUGGCUGCACUUAUUGGCUCCGUCGCCUGCUUCAUCUUCGCGUACUCUCCAAGUGCUGUGGAAUAUGGGAAAGUUUUCUCCGGCCUCUCUUGGUACCUUAUCUACCCGUUCGGAUCAUUUGUUCGCCUUGACACCGAUGAGAAUUAUGCAGAGGAAGAUGAAGGCGAAGGCCGCAGCAUUAGCGAGUAUGAGCAAUGGCAAAACGGUGACCUAGAACAUGGAAGGCUGUUCUUUGGCCCUCGCCGCGGCCGAUCCCUCGUGGGCAGAAGAAGAAAUAGCAUUGAUUCUGCCAGUGAACAAGACAGCCUGCUAGGACGGACACAAAGAGCCAGCUCACACGAUAGUCCUCUAGGUCGCCAUAAACGACGUUUGUUUGGCCGUGGCGAGUGGACCCUUGGUCGUGUCGUGUUCUUUGUCUUUUUUUAUUUCCUCGUGGGACCUUUAAUGCUAUUAGUAUCUCUCCUCUGCUGGUUGCUGGUCUUCUGGAUUCCAAUGGGACGUGUGACCAUUAUAUUAUUUGAUCAUCUUCGUCGCCAUCCCCUCGCCCUUUCAUACCAUUCCGAUACCUCAUAUACACGGCUGAGCCCAAACUCCUCUUCAUCUAUUCUUUUAUGCACCUAUCGUGCCGCCGGAUUAAGAUACUGGAAAUACACGGUUGGCGGCACCAACAUCUUCUUGAUCAAUCUUCUCGGCGUUGUACUGUUUGUGAUUUUUGACUACUUCUUUCUGGAAAAAACUCUAGGUGUUCAAAACUCCUUGACUCACCCGGGUUUAAUUUUCACCCUGGCCCUUGUUUCCAUCAUCCCACUUGCUUAUUUCAUUGGACAGGCUGUUGCUUCGAUCUCCGCACAAUCCUCAAUGGGUAUGGGUGCUGCAGUUAACGCUUUCUUUUCAACGGUGGUCGAAGUCUACCUCUACUGCGUUGCUUUAACCGAGGGUAAAGGCCAGCUUGUUGAAGGUAGUAUCAUAGGUAGUAUCUUCGCAGGCAUCCUGUUCCUCCCUGGAUUAUCUAUGUGCUUUGGAGCCAUCAAGCGUAAAACACAGAGGUUUAAUGUUAAAUCCGCCGGUGUUACCUCUACGAUGCUUAUGUUCGCUGUGAUUGCUGCCUUCGGGCCCACUCUGUUCUAUCAAAUAUAUGGCAGCGCUGUAAAGCCUUAUUCAUGGUUUGCGGCUUUAUUUCUGUUUCUAUCGUAUAUCAUUGGUUUAUGGUUUACGCUUAGAACCCACGCUGCCCUCAUAUGGGCUACAGAAAUUGAGGAGAAGAAAGCCGCGGCUGUCGUCCAGGAGCACGGUCCUUACGAGCCAAGGCACCUCGUCCAUAGCGGGCCACCAGCAGUUGCUGGUGCAAACUCUGGUCCAGGUUUAAAGGGGUCCGUUAGGGAUUCUCAAUUGUACAAACGUAUUCUAGGACAAUCCCUGAAGCAUAUCGGCUUGUCCGAAAAUUCAAUCGAGUCCGGCGCAGAACAGCCGGAGUCAAGCUCGGCGCGUGAUACGAACACGCCCUAUCUUGUCCCUCCGCAUGGGGAGGGCGAUGAGGAUUACUCGAGAUUUAGCCGUUUCGGGGGGUUGUCGGGUGAAGAGAAUGAGCACCUGAUGCGCCAGGUAACAGAAGUUGCAGCAACUGCUGCAGCAGUUGCUGCCCGCGAUGCAGCUCGAACCCGAAAAUUAUCCGUUCAACAGAACCCAGCACGCCAUAGUAACAGGGGAUCCACUGACCCAAUCAAGGCAGUAGUAGAGGAGCUUGAUGAUAUUGGACUCGAGAACGGCCAAACCAGUGGCGGGCAUGAUGCACCAAACUGGAGCAAGGCUAGGAGCUCGAUCAUCCUUCUAGGAGCCACCGUUUUCUAUGCAAUUAUUGCUGAAAUUCUUGUGAACACCGUAGAUGUGGUGCUGGAGAGUGUUGACAUUGAUGAAAAGUUCCUUGGAAUCACACUAUUUGCUCUAGUCCCCAACACGACGGAGUUCUUGAACGCCAUCUCUUUCGCCAUGAACGGCAAUAUAGCCUUGUCGAUGGAGAUCGGCUCAGCCUACGCCCUGCAGGUUUGCCUUCUGCAGAUUCCAGCUCUGGUACUGUUCAGCGCUAUUUAUGAACGCUUAAUUGAUCCAGCAGAACUUCUAACUCACACCUUCAACCUUAUUUUCCCGCAAUGGGACAUGGUUUCAGUAAUACUUUGUGUCUUUCUCUUGUCGUAUGUCCACGGUGAAGGAAAGAGCAACUACUUCAAAGGGUCUAUCCUUGUCCUUACAUAUCUUGUCGUUGUGAUUGGUUUUUACUUGUCUGGCUACAGCAACAUGGAUGUCAUGGGUGUCGAUCGCCUCGACACGUUGGCGCUUGGCACCUCCCAGACAUUUCACUCUCGAUAG
Messenger RNA from Aspergillus pseudotamarii, 3207 nucleotides. RefSeq names its product calcium/hydrogen antiporter. Lineage: Eukaryota; Fungi; Ascomycota; Eurotiomycetes; Eurotiales; Aspergillaceae. Gene Ontology annotation, molecular function: calcium:proton antiporter activity. The transcript is spliced from 5 exons. Gene Ontology annotation, cellular component: membrane; endomembrane system. Gene Ontology annotation, biological process: calcium ion transmembrane transport; intracellular calcium ion homeostasis. Bases 1 to 3207 code for a protein of 1068 amino acids. The record is from RefSeq and is a predicted model, not a curated record.